Cuculus canorus (common cuckoo) is the source of this 821-nucleotide messenger RNA. RefSeq names its product feather beta keratin-like. The record is from RefSeq and is a predicted model, not a curated record. The transcript has a single exon. Gene Ontology annotation, molecular function: structural constituent of cytoskeleton. Bases 51 to 365 code for a protein of 104 amino acids. Lineage: Eukaryota; Metazoa; Chordata; Aves; Cuculiformes; Cuculidae. Gene Ontology annotation, cellular component: intermediate filament.
CAUGCUCUUUUCCCCUGUUUGUCUCCCAGGUGCAUCUCCAGCCCCAAGCCAUGUCCUGCUACAACGCCUGCCUGCCCUGCCAGCCCUGCGGCCCGACCCCACUGGCCAACAGCUGCAAUGAGCCCUGUACCCUGCAGUGCCAGGACUCCAGGGUUGUCAUCCAGCCCUCCCCGGUGGUGGUGACCCUGCCCGGACCCAUCCUCAGCUCCUUCCCACAGAACACUGCCGUGGGAAACUCCACCGGUGCUGCCGUUGGCAGCAUCCUCAGUGAUGCGGGAGUGCCCAUCAACUCUGGGGGCUUUGGCCUCUCCGGCUUGUCUGGCUUCGGUGGCCGCUACUGUGGCAGGAGAUGCUUCCCCUGCUAAAGGUGCUGACCAGGGCCCUGGGGAAGGUGCCCAUGGAUGGCAGAGAUGAUCCCGCACUGGGGAUGGAGCAUAGGCUUGUUGCUUUGAUAGGAGCUGAGCAACCCCAGCACUCCUUAUAAAAGGUCGGGGUCAGCCUGGGCUCUCACAAAGCACGGCCCAUGACUGCCUUUCCCCUCUGCCACUCUCUCCUUUCCCUCCUCUGUCCUUGUUCUGUUUUGCUCCCCUGGGCUGUGAGCCCCACCAAGCCAGCCUAGGGAGGACCUGCUUGCCCUACUGCCUUUGUGGGGCAGAUAGGGAGGUGGAUACCCGGUGGAUAACUGUUGGAUAUCUUGUGGCUUCUCUGCCAUAACCAUGGGGCACGGAUUCCUUUCUGCCCUUUGUGUUCUCUGCAUUGGGUUUUCCACUCAGACACUUUCAUUGUAUUAUUUUCACAAAAUAAAGUUCUAUUGCAUCUCA